This is a messenger RNA of Mucor velutinosus, 1323 nucleotides long. RefSeq lists its product as uncharacterized. The record is from RefSeq and is a predicted model, not a curated record. NCBI's taxonomy places the organism in Eukaryota, Fungi, Mucoromycota, Mucoromycetes, Mucorales, Mucoraceae. The transcript has 2 exons. The coding region runs from base 1 to 1323 and encodes 440 amino acids. Gene Ontology annotation, molecular function: protein dimerization activity.
AUGGAACCAAUUUCACUCAUCCCUCAACAUAGCCAACAUCUCGAGAUAACCUAUGACUUAUUUGAUGAGCUUAUUUCAAAUGAAAAUUCCUUGGACUUUAGUGAGAGUAGUGUUGAGUUGAGUAACAUACAUGUGCCAUCACCAGACAACAAGAUUCAAAGCCUCGUCGCCUUUUCUGAUACCACAGCAGUGUUCAACAUGACUUUUCUUCAAGACAGCGCACCAUCACCCAGCCUAGCAGAUUCGUUCAUAUGCCCUCAACAAAUGAAUUAUCAGGCGCUCCCCGCUCAUCUUGUAUCACCAGUUACCCCAAAGAGUAAUGUGAUUCACCCACUGCAAACCACCCAAUGCAACGAUCCAUGUUUCUCGCCUCUCAGUUCACCAGCAUUGCCGCCCACGCCUCAGCACUGCCAUCAGAUUCACAAUGGCGUCAGUAAGGAUGCUAUCACGAAUGAGUCAACAAGAUUGCUCCAUCAACAGCUUGCCCAAAUAGAAGCUCAACAAAAGAGGCUACGAGAUCAAAUGUCAAUGACUUCGUUAAAUCCCUCUUAUCGAAACAGUCCAUUUGGAAGCUUUCAAAAUGCGUUUGCACCUCACUCUCCAAUAUCAAAUGACAACCCAUCGAGUUUCCUACAGAAAAUUGCUCAUGCUGGUCCAUCAUCAAAGCAACUACAAGACAUCGGUCUUUCAGCUACACCAGCUACCCCAGCCUCUCUGAUGAACAUGAAUUAUCCAAUUCAUAACAAAGCCAUCGCACCCAAUAUUGACACCAAAUCUUGCAGUACACAGAAAGGGUCGCCUGUACAAACGCCAAUCCCUACGUUUGUUCAUCCUCAACCCGCAAUUGCAAAAAAGAGAAAAUUAGCACCUUCAUCUCCACAUCCCUACACUCGAUCACCCAGAGUCUUGAAGCCCUUGCUUUCGCCUUUCCUACAGCCAGACCUCAACAUAAUGACACAACCACAACCUGUACGGUUAGAGACUCGUCGAUGUGCACAUAAAGUAGCCGAACAAAAGCGAAGAGAUACACUGAAAGAAGGAUUCGACUCGCUGCGAGAGGAAAUUGCAGACAUUCUCAUCCUAGACUCGGGCCAACCUGCGCAAAAGGUACGAGAAGAGAAGGAAAAGCAAGUUAAAUUCAUGAGCAAAGUGUUAUUACUGCAGCAUUCGUAUGAGUACAUUGUUCGACUGAAAACAGAUUCUCAAUUGAAGGAUGAAAAGUUAAGUCGAAUGCAAUUGGAGUUGGAUCAAUUAAGGAAACUUGCUUCUUCCAAAGCUUCCGUUGCUGCGACACUCUCUGUAAUGAAUGACAAUGAAAACUGA